Messenger RNA from Astyanax mexicanus (Mexican tetra), 3570 nucleotides. RefSeq names its product nuclear factor of kappa light polypeptide gene enhancer in B-cells 2 (p49/p100) (gene nfkb2). The coding region runs from base 232 to 2958 and encodes 908 amino acids. Gene Ontology annotation, cellular component: cytoplasm. Gene Ontology annotation, biological process: canonical NF-kappaB signal transduction; inflammatory response; response to cytokine. The record is from RefSeq and is a predicted model, not a curated record. The transcript is spliced from 24 exons. NCBI's taxonomy places the organism in Eukaryota, Metazoa, Chordata, Actinopteri, Characiformes, Acestrorhamphidae. Gene Ontology annotation, molecular function: DNA-binding transcription factor activity, RNA polymerase II-specific; RNA polymerase II cis-regulatory region sequence-specific DNA binding; protein binding.
GCCUAUGGCAGCGGCUGCAGCUACACGUCCGAACAGCCAGAAUGAACGAAGAGCUUCAUGUUUAGUAGUGUGUUUUUUAAAUCAUUUUUUUUUUAUCUUUAAUCCGUUUUUAAUCCGUUCAGCUCGCCUGCUGUGAGUGUGGCAGGCGCUCGGGGACUAUCAGAGUUUCACUGUCCUCACAGCCAGUUUGGAGUGCACAGGCUCAUUUCGGCUGACCGUGCAGCUUGCAGCAUGGCUGGAGCUUUAAGCAUGGACGAGUCUCAGUACCCUAUGAAGAUGUUCGAGAGUGAGUAUAUGAUGGAAAUCCCUUAUCAACAGAUAAUGUCAUCUUUUGAUAUUAAGAGCGAGCCGUAUGUUCCAGAAACAGUUCAUGGACCUUAUUUACAAAUAAUCGAGGAGCCAAAACAAAGAGGCUUUCGUUUUCGUUACGAGUGUGAAGGACCCUCGCAUGGGGGUCUACCAGGAGCCUCCAGUGAAAGGAACAGAAGGACAUAUCCCACUGUUAAGGUGUGCAACUUUGUGGGUCAUGCUCGGGUGGAGGUGCAACUCGUAACACACACGGACCCCGCUCGAGUCCACGCGCACAGCCUGGUGGGAAAACAGUGCAACGAGAAUGGAAUGUGCAGUAUUGACGUCGGCCCCAAUGACCUGACAGCCCAGUUCAGUAAUUUGGGAAUUCUUCAUGUGACUAAAAGAGGAGUUUUUGAUGUAUUGUCAAAGAGACUGCGAGAAGAAAAGAGGAGGAUGAAAGAGCCUGGACAUCUUUUCACUGACACAGAGGAUCAGGCUAUUCAGCGAGAAGCAAAAGAGUUGGGCAAGAGCAUGGACCUCAACAUUGUGAGGUUAAAGUUCACUGCGUACCUUCAGGACAGCAAUGGAGGAUUCACCAGAGCUCUGAAGCCUGUUGUCUCCAACCCCAUCUAUGACAGCAAAUCUCCCAAUGCGUCCAACCUAAAGAUCUCCCGCAUGGACAAAACCUGCGGGAUAGUGUUUGGAGGAGAUGAGAUCUUCUUGUUAUGUGACAAAGUUCAAAAAGAUGAUAUUGAUAUUCGUUUCUAUGAAGAGGAGGAUGAAGGAGGCUGGGAAGCAUUUGGAGAUUUCUCACCUACUGAUGUUCAUAAACAAUAUGCCAUUGUAUUUAAAACGCCUCCAUACCACAAAACAGACAUUGAGCGUCCAGUCACAGUGUUUCUGCAGCUCCGGAGGAAGAAAGGUGGUGACUGCAGCGAACCCAAACAAUUCACCUACAUCCCACAGAUGCAAGAUAAAGAGGAAGUUCAGAGGAAAAAGAUGAAAUCUCUUCCCCCACAGUACGAUCCCUGGCGGGGUCCACAGGGCGGAGCAGGGGGUUUAGGGAGAGGAUCGGGAGGCUUUGGGGGUCCAGGAACAGGAACAGGUGGAGGAGGAAUGGGAGGAGGUUUCCCGUUUAAUCAUCAGUUGGACGGAUCCGGCUUCUACCCAGGUGGCUGUGGAGGCUUUCUCGGAGGAGCACAGAUGUCAGAAUCUCUUCCACAGUUAGACACAUCUUUAAACACAGCACCGACAGCCUCACCUGAGCAGCAGCAGAUUCGUCAGAUCGCUGCAGCCCUGCAGAACCGAACUACUGCAGCAGCUAAGCGCAGUGCCCGGGUCCUGCUGGAGUACUGCAGCACGGGGAACGUGCGCCUCCUGCUGGCCAUGCAGAGACAUCUAUGCGGAGUCCAGGAUGAGAAUGGAGACACGCCCUUACACUUGGCAGUUAUUCACCAGCAACCAGCUGUGGCCCUUCAGCUCAUUCAGACCAUCAUAAACACCCCUCAAUCCAAGCUCAUCAACAAGCUGAACCACCUCGGACAGGGUCCACUGCAUUUGGCUGUGAUCACCAAGCAGCCUAAGCUGGUGGAGGCCCUGCUCAGAGUGGGCGCUGACCCAAGCCUACUGGACAGAGACGGCCGAACAGCUGUGCACCUGGCAGCUCACAUCGGAGACGAGAACAUUCUGAAAGUGCUGCUGGGCCUGAUGGACAAGCGCCACGCCCACCUGGUCAACACUGCAGACUUCUCAGGUCUGUAUCCUCUGCACCUGGCUGUGAGAAAGGGAGGGGAGAAGUGUCUGCGGGUUCUGGUUGAAGCUGGAGCUAGGGUCAACACACCCGAGCAGAAGAGUGGCUGCUCAGCGCUGCACCUCGCUGUGAGAGAGAACCUGUUCAAAGUGGCCUGCACCCUCAUUACUGAGCUGAAGGCAGAUGUAAAUGCGUGUACGUUUGGAGGGAACAGCCCACUCCACCUGGCCGCUAGUCUCGGCUCUCCCCAUAUCUGCUCUGUGCUCAUAGCAGCAGGUGCUGAUAAACGUCUGGAGAACGACGAGCCCCUGUUCUCUUCCUCGUCUUCCUCUGAUGAAGAAGAGCUGGUUGAACAGAGAGAGAAUGAAGAAGAGCAGGUCCAGAGACAUGUGGUUGAACAGGUGAAGGAGUUGUCGAUAUCAUCUGAAAGAAGCAGAGUAAACCCACGCAAGAGACCAGCAGCUGGACACACACCCUUCGACCUGGCUAACUGCCAGAAGGUGAAGGAUCUUCUGGAUGGCAGGUCGAGUCCGAAGCCUAGUCGCCAUUCGUCCAAGAAGCCAAAAAAGAGCACUGAAGACGUGGGUCAGUCUCUGGAUGAUGAACUGGUCAAUAAACUGUGUGACAUCCUUACCCAAAGCCAAGUACCCUGGAGAGAUCUGGCAGAGAAACUGGGCAUGCUCACACUAGCAGAUUUGUAUCAAGAGAGUUCCUCACCCUGCCAGAAACUUCUAGAAAACUAUAAGAUAAGCGGCGGUGCAGUGGAGGGUCUGGCGGAUGCACUGGAAGCUAUCGGACUGAAUGAAGGGGUCCAACUUCUCAGAGCCAGCCAACAAAGUGAAGACAAACAGAGCACAGAUACAACAGUGGACAGCGGCUUCUGCAGUCAGGACAACCCCGCUAUUGCAAAUCACUGACCAGCAGGACGCCAUGAGGAGAAAGCUGAAAGUUCUUCAACUGCUUGUGGUUGAUGUGUCGCAGUGCGAGCACAUGGACAGUUGUUUUCUUUGACUGAUCAUCACAUUUAGCCAAACAGCAGUUUGUCUGUACACACAGACUCGAAAAUGUUGAGAGAGACUCUGCGGUGAGUUGAAAAGAGGACAUUGUCAGAACCAGUGCUCUUAAUGCUCUCUCUCUCUUUAAUGCAGUUUCUGAGUGUGGGAGGACAUCUGCAUAAUAUAACCUUAUACAUACUUACUUUCAGCAGCUUCUUUUUAGGCUGAAAUGAGAGUUUAAGCUGGUGCGUGUGUGUGUGUGUAAGUUAAUGGUGGUGACCUGUGAUGAGAUGCUGCACAUGCAUCUGUGUGAGUGUAAUUAUGUGUCGGAUGCAAAAUAAUUGAGAAAAAAAAAGGUUUUGUUUCUAGAUUGCAAAUGCUUUUAUCUUAGAAUAUUACUAAUACUGUGUAUUUAUGAGGAAUGUCAUCUGCCUGUGCAAUAGAUCUGAGCUUGAAUGCGCAUUUUUGAUACGUUGCACAUCUAAGUGUUUCUUGUUUUGUUUUUUUGCUGUUUAAAUACAUUUUCAAAAUGAA